Molecule: messenger RNA, 1515 nt
Organism: Diabrotica virgifera virgifera (western corn rootworm)
Lineage: Eukaryota; Metazoa; Arthropoda; Insecta; Coleoptera; Chrysomelidae
Product: protein peanut-like
Exons: 1
Coding region: 163-1515 (450 amino acids)
Biological process (GO): cilium assembly; cytoskeleton-dependent cytokinesis
Cellular component (GO): septin complex; cell division site; microtubule cytoskeleton
Molecular function (GO): molecular adaptor activity; GTP binding; GTPase activity
Source: RefSeq, a predicted model, not a curated record
AACACUACUCACCACCAGUAAAAUUGGUAGUUGGAGAAAGAAGAAACCAGCCAUCAAAUCGACGAGACUGUUUCGAUAGUGCGCGACCUAAGUGGUUACUAAUUAAUAAUACUAGCUUGAAGGACGUAGUUAAGUGUCUUUUUCCAACAAAAACCAAUAGAUAUGUCUUUAGAAACAACAUCACCUGAUUCUAAUAGAGAUAACACAAGCCUAGAGUCCAUUCAAGAAAUCAUUGUAGAACGUCCAAAGCAUAUGGAAUUAGAUGGGUUUGUAGGUCUUGAUAAUAUUCCUAAACAAGUAUUACGAAAAGCUGUCAACAAAGGAUUUGAAUUUACUUUAAUGGUCGUUGGUGAAUCAGGCCUGGGAAAAUCAACAUUAGUUAACUCAAUGUUUUUAACUGAAAUCUAUAAUGCAUCAGAUUAUCCCGGACCUUCUCAAAGAGUGAAAAAAACAGUGGUUGUGGAAACAACAAAAGUACUAUUGAAAGAGAAUGGUGUUAAUCUCUUGCUUACAGUAGUAGACACUCCAGGAUUUGGUGACGCUGUCGAUAACAGUAAUUGUUGGACACCUAUAAUUGAAUUUAUAGAAAGUAAAUACGAAGAUUAUUUUAGCUCAGAAAUGGGGGUUACCAAAAAAACCAUGCCAGAUCCACGUGUUCAUUGCUGCUUGUAUUUUAUUCAACCCUCGGGUCAUGGAUUAAAACCUUUAGAUAUAGAAUUCAUGAAAAGACUAUGCACUAAAGUUAAUAUAAUUCCAGUUAUAGCGAAAGGAGACACGUUAACAGCAGAUGAGUGUGUUCUCUUUAAAAAACAAAUUUUGAAUGAGAUUGCUCAAAAUAAAAUUAAAAUAUAUGAAUUUCCAGACACUUCAGAGGAAGAGGAAGAACAAAAUCAAAACAAAUCGCUCAAAGAUAGAGUACCAUUUGCAGUCGUAGGAGCAAGUACUGUAGUAGAAGUAGAUGGCAAGGAAGUUAGAGGACGUAAGUACCCCUGGGGUAUCGCAGAAGUAGAAAAUUUAGACCACUGUGAUUUCAUGUCUCUGAGAAACAUGGUAAUAUGCACACAUUUCGAAGACUUUAAAGAUGUCACGCAUAAUGUUCACUAUGAAAAUUAUAAAUGUUGCAAAUUAACAGGCCUUUAUGUAGACGGUAAACCAAUAACUAAACAUCCAUUGGCUCAAAUGGAAGAUGAAAAACUAGAACAUGGUCUGAAGUUGAAAACGCACGGAGCUGUCAUGGAACAAAGGUUCCAUUUGAAAGCUCGUGAAAAGCAGGAAAUAUUAACAGUUACCGAAGCAGACCUAACCAGAAAAUACGAAGCCACCAAAGAGGCUCUGGAAGCUCAAGCGAAAGAGUUAGAAGAACAACGUCGCCAGUUUGAAGCUGAAAAAGAAGCCUGGGAGAAAGAAAAGCAAGUUACCUUAGAAGAGUUGAGAAGACUCUCUUUAGAAGGAAGGACGAAAGAAAAAGAAGGUGAUGGAAAGAAGGAGAAGAAAAGGAGGGGAUUUUUUUCAUAG